AUGUCUUCGUGCACAGAAUCCGUCUCAGCCACCUCAGCCGAGGAGCUCUCCUACCAAGAUCCGAAUGACAUUGUCGUCGAGAUCUUGGAAGAGCAUUCUCCCCAGAUUCUGCUGCGGGCGCUGUCCCGCGUUGCGGUCGAGCAGCUCGGGGAGACAGGCUGCUUUGAAGAAGGAGGCAGGGCGGCCGUUGCUGAGGAGAAGGCUUUCGACUUGGUAAGUCGGCCCGCCUUGUCUGCCUUCCUCCGCGAGAGGCUGGGUGAUAGCUAUGAACUUCGCAUCUGGCAAAAACUCUUGGCGUCGAGCACGGGGUCACUCGAGACUCCUUGGGGAGUGUCAGAACUCUCUGUACAGCGCGGUAUCCGGCAGGGGUCGGUUGAAUCACCCCUUUUCUUCGCCUGCUUGGCGGAGAUGACCGUGGAAAAAACAGCAGAAAGAUUCCACUGGAAGAGAGAGGACACCGCACUUCCUGGUUUACACCUCAGCGAAGCCUUGUUUGUGGAUGACUCGAUCUUGUGGAACUCCUCAUUGUCUGACCUGGGGCUGAGAACGGAACAGUGGGCACACACCUUGGCUGAGUGUGGUCUGCGGAUUAACAUCGAGAAGUGUGCCCUUUAUGUUAGUCCGUUUCAUCGUGGGGGGCGAAGCAUCACGGUACAGGGGGUGACCCUGAAAUCCGGAGAACACCUGAAUGUCAUGGGUCUACAACUCAGUGUGACGGGCACCACGUGUCGGAUGCUGGCAGGGCUGCUUGCGAGAGCUAGAGACACCUUUUGGAGUAUGAAAAAUCUUCUCUUGUCGGACGCACCGAUACAUGCUCGGAUUCGACUCAUGCACACGGUGGUGGGCGGGUGUGGACUUUGGUGUAUCUCCGCCUUCUUUCCAGACCAAUCGGCGCAGCACCUUGUGAACACUUUCCAGAUGCAGUUGAUCAUUAGCAUGCUGAAGAUUAGACGGCGACCAGACGAAGGGUGGUUGCAGUUUCGAAAACGGUCCUAUAGGACAGCGAGGGCGGUUUUGUGGCAGGGGCAACAUCGCAGGUGGAGCAGUGUAUGGUGUGAGAGACACUGGUUGUACUUGGGCCAUCUUGCCCGGUCGUUGCUUCACGACCCGCCCCCUGCUGCUGGACUGGUCUGUGCCUACCGCAAUCGGGAAUGGUGGUUGUCAGAGCAAGCAAAGAGAGACACUGAGGGAGUUCGGCAUGCAGGCAAAUUCUUUCCUCGUCUCAUGCUCGCUGAGACCCAUCUGGAUACAGUUGCAGGUGGACCCUGGCGAUUUUAUGCACAAGAUCGAGCGAAGUGGGCAGGCCUUGUGCCUGCAUGGGUAAGGUUUGCGGAUGUACCUUGGAGUUCAGGGAGACAGCUUGCCUUGGCAGGCGACUGA
Messenger RNA from Symbiodinium sp. CCMP2592, 1380 nucleotides. NCBI's taxonomy places the organism in Eukaryota, Dinophyceae, Suessiales, Symbiodiniaceae. The record is from the annotation of a GenBank genome assembly.